Molecule: messenger RNA, 960 nt
Organism: Exaiptasia diaphana
Lineage: Eukaryota; Metazoa; Cnidaria; Anthozoa; Actiniaria; Aiptasiidae
Product: adenosine receptor A1-like
Exons: 2
Coding region: 43-912 (289 amino acids)
Biological process (GO): G protein-coupled receptor signaling pathway
Cellular component (GO): membrane
Molecular function (GO): G protein-coupled receptor activity
Source: RefSeq, a predicted model, not a curated record
AUUGCCUCACAUCGCCCUGUGCCCGAACCAAAUCAAAGCAAAAUGUGGUACUUUGCAUGGGUAUUCGUCUUAGAGUCUGUCGCCAUUGCAGCAGCCAAUACUGCAACCAUCGUCAUAUUCACCAGGACGAACCGYCUUCAAAGCAAACAGUACAUUAUGAUUAUCAGCCAGGCYGUMGCUGAUCUCUUCGUUGGCCUUGUGUCUGUUCCUAUGUUUACUGCCUGGAGAGUUAACUGGCAAGGUGACAGGACAACAGUGUUCUUUACCUUCUUUGUGAUGGCUGAUACCUUUUUUGGAAUAGCCUCCCUAUCUGGUUUGGCAGCGAUGGCCAUUGAACGAGCACAUGCAACAUACUUUCCAUUUCGACAUUACACAUUAGGUAAAGGCCCGUACAUCAUCGGGAUUGUUUUGACGUGGACUGCUCCACUUUUAGURACAGGUGCAUUGAUGGCUUCCAUUYUUCAUAAUGAAAAUCGGAUCAAGGACAACAUAAAAUUGGCAGCUAUGUGCUUCGCGCUUGUGAUGAUUGUUGCUGCGUAUUUUCUCAUCGUUCUGAAAGUCCAUCGCACAACCAUCCARACAAAUGAUGUAAACAUCCAAGAAAACAAGAAACUGACUGUCACGAUCGCUGUUGUUACUAUUYUAAGCCUUCUCAUGUGGCUGCCCUUCAAAUGUCUUGCUGUAGUUGGUUUUAAGGCUGCCUCUGCUUCUUCUCCUUCUAUUUACUACUCUGCGAAAUUUCUCCAUUACGGCAACUCCCUCGUUAAUUCUGUUGUCUACGCRUUUCGUAUGCGCGAAAUCAAAAAAGAAAUCCUGCGUGUGUUCCYGUGCUGUCGCASCAAUCGAAUCUCAACAACAGAUGAAAGGCAACUUGAAAACAUUGGAAAAGUCACAAAUGUCACCAUUGAAUAAAGCGAAAUACUGAAUAAUUCAUGCUCUCUGGAUCUUGUUAUUGUUUGA